Molecule: messenger RNA, 6383 nt
Organism: Lagenorhynchus albirostris (white-beaked dolphin)
Lineage: Eukaryota; Metazoa; Chordata; Mammalia; Artiodactyla; Delphinidae
Gene: EPB41L5
Product: erythrocyte membrane protein band 4.1 like 5
Exons: 25
Coding region: 22-2211 (729 amino acids)
Cellular component (GO): cytoskeleton
Molecular function (GO): cytoskeletal protein binding
Source: RefSeq, a predicted model, not a curated record
CAGGCAUUAUCAGCACGAGAAAUGAGUGACAAAAUGCUGAGCUUCUUCCGCAGAACGCUCGGCCGCCGGUCGAUGCGCAGACAGGCCGAGAGGGACCGGCUCCGCGAGGCCCAGCGUGCAGCCAUGCACAUCCCUGCGGCCGGGGACGCGAGGGCCGUCAUCACCUGCCGAGUGUCCCUCCUGGACGGGACCGACGUCAGUGUGGACUUGCCGAAAAAAGCCAAAGGACAAGAGCUGUUUGAUCAGAUUAUGUACCACUUGGACCUUAUUGAAAGCGACUAUUUUGGACUGAGAUUUAUGGAUUCGGCACAAGUAGCACAUUGGUUGGAUGGUACAAAAAGCAUCAAAAAGCAAGUAAAAAUUGGUUCACCCUAUUGUCUGCAUCUUCGAGUUAAGUUUUAUUCCUCAGAACCAAAUAAUCUUCGUGAAGAACGAACCCGGUACUUAUUUGUUCUUCAAUUAAAACAAGAUAUUCUCAGUGGAAAAUUGGAGUGUCCUUUUGAUACAGCGGUUCAGUUGGCAGCUUAUAACUUGCAGGCUGAACUUGGUGACUACGACCUUGCCGAGCACAGUCCUGAACUUGUGUCUGAGUUCAGGUUUGUGCCCGUUCAGACGGAAGAGAUGGAGCUGGCUGUUUUUGAGAAAUGGAAGGAAUGCAGAGGUCAGACACCAGCACAAGCUGAAACCAAUUAUCUGAAUAAAGCCAAGUGGCUAGAAAUGUAUGGGGUUGAUAUGCAUGUGGUCAAGGCCAGAGAUGGGAAUGACUACAGUUUGGGACUGACCCCAACAGGAGUCCUUGUUUUUGAAGGAGAGACCAAAAUUGGCUUAUUUUUUUGGCCCAAGAUAACCAGAUUGGAUUUUAAGAAGAAUAAACUAACCUUGGUGGUUGUAGAAGAUGAUGAUCAGGGCAAAGAACAGGAGCAUACGUUUGUCUUCAGACUGGAUCACCCCAAAGCGUGCAAACAUUUAUGGAAGUGUGCUGUGGAGCAUCACGCCUUCUUCCGCCUCCGAGGCCCUGUCCAGAAGCAUUCUCACCGAUCGGGAUUUAUUCGAUUAGGGUCGCGGUUUAGAUACAGUGGGAAAACUGAGUAUCAGACCACAAAAACCAAUAAAGCAAGAAGAUCAACAUCCUUUGAAAGGAGGCCCAGCAAACGGUAUUCUCGACGAACUCUGCAAAUGCAAGGAAAACCUGAAGAACUCAGUGUUCACAGUAAUGUUUCAGCUCAGAGUAAUGGCUCCCGACAGGCUUGGGGUGUGAGAUCCACUGUGCCUGUGAUUCCUUCCGUUCCCUCUGGUCCUUUGCUCGUGCAAGUUGAGAAUCUUCCAAGGAGUCCCGGAGCAGACCAGCAUGACAAGAAAUGCUUGCCUCUGAAGAUUGAUUUGCUAGAUAGUCCAGACUUACUGGAAACAACCAUUGAUGAUGUAGUUGGGGCACCUGACACCAUGGCCAUGUCCCAAGCCCCAGGUGAAGUGAGCACAGCCACCAGGCAGGCUGGAUUAGAGGGGCUGGAAGCAUUAAAAGAUGUCUCAGAGAAGCUCAAACACCUUGAAAUGGAAAGUGAUCCUUUGCCAGCCAGUCAUCCCAACAGGGACGUUAACAUCAGCAACCAGGAGGAAGUGGUGAAGUUAACUGAGAAAUGUCUGAAUAAUGCCAUUGACAGCCCAGCACUGAAUGCCAGGAGAGUUCCUCCUGACUUGAAGAGUAACAUUUUGAAGGCUCAUGUAGAAGCAGUGCAGAAGGUUACAAGAGAAGAUAGCUUAUUAAGUCAUAAAAAUGCCAGUGUUCAGGAUGCUGCCACCAACAGUGCUGAGUUAAAUGAGAACGCCAUGCCCGGCCCUGGAGGGUCUCUCAUUCCGAUGCGAACCACACCUGCAGAAAAUGGGCCUGCUCUAAAGGAUGCUACAGAUGAAUUGGAUGCCUUGCUUUUAUCUCUAACUGAGAAUCUCAUUGACCACACAACCACACCUCAGGUAUCUUCCAUAUCCACGAUCACACCCCGUUGGAUUGUGCCAAGCGCUGCCCUUCCUAACGGGCUUGCAGGAGACAGCGGGCUCUCGCCGGCCGGGAAGGAGGGGCCUGGCAACAGAGGUGUGGUCUCCCUCAUCUCUCCCCCAGCGCCGUUCUUCGUGGAUGCUGUGACCAGCUCGGCUCCAGCCUCUGCUGGAGAAGCCACCUUGAAGCAGAAGUGUUUGCUGACAACAGAGCUCUGAGGGGCGGCCACUCCUCACCGUGACCCGAGGCCGGGCCCUCCAGCCGUCCGUCCUGGAGUCCGCUUCUGCUGGAGCUGGUUCUGCACUUGUGGGUAAAAGAGCUCACCCGGGUGUGACCUCACCUCUGAAAAAGCAGUUACAUUUCCGUCCAGCUGGAAGGGCGUAAUUACACUACACGUUAGCCCAAGUGAGCGUCUGUGAUCUUUUACUUUCUCUCAUUUCGUUUGAAGUUGUGAAUUCUGCCGCGGGGGAUCCCUUUCCCUGUGGCUUUCUCCGAGCUCUUUGCUCCGCCCAGUGGUUGUGACUGUUCAUGACGCCCCCCUGGGUGGGCCGUCCCUGGUGGUCAGCAGCCUUGGGAAGGUUACUUCUCUCUCUGGUGUCAGGGUGAGUGUCCUUGAUGUGAAUGCCUGCUAUAGAAAUUGUACCCUUCUGUGCAUUGCCUGGAAAUCAGGAAUUGAGGUAGAUUAAUUAUUACUAAAGAGAGGUUUUUAGAAUACAGAGGGUUUUCAGAUGUCUCCCAUACUUUUGACUUUUUGCUGGACUGGCUAUCUUAAUACUCCAAGUUUACAUCAAGGUAAGAUAGACCUUGAGAAGAAUUACAGAGGAAUCAGUUGCCCGGCACAGUUUCUCAGCCCAGCCGUCCCUUGGGAAGCACACCUGCGUGGAGCGCACGCGCAUCCUGUAGCUUUUGGCCUGGAAGGGGUGGGGUGGCUGCAGAGACCUCCAGGCGUCCACACGGCUCCCUGGGCUGCGUGGGGUUGAAGGCUGAGGUCGGCUCAGGCGGCGAAGGAGAGCACAGUAGUUUCCAGGUCCCCAUUUGGACGUAGGCUCCAUUUCCUUUUAAUGUAAGCUGAAUAAAUUCAGAUGGUGUAAACUGAAGGGAAAAAAAUGCCAGGAUAGAAAUAGGGAAUCGGGUUGAGGGGAUUCAUGUCUGAAACUAAAUGCAAGGUACUGCAAGAACGUUAGGGAUUUUGUGUUAGUUAAAAAGGGUUCUCUAGAAUUUCCUCAUUACUUUCCAUCUGCACAAAAAAUUCUGGAUGUUAAAGUAGUAUAUGCUCAUUAUAGAAAAUAGAGAAAAGAAUUUCAACACCCAGAGAAGCACUAUUUUAGCUUCAAAACUUUGGACUGCGCAAAGGAAACCUCAGUUGCUGUGGGGAAUGAGGGUGAUCUGGAAAUCGCAUUGGUAAAGUUGUUGUGAAUCCCUGUUACCGAGGGCUGAUGUUAAACUACCUCCUGGAAUUUGGUUUUGGUCUGCUGGCCUGCGGUGUGCACGUAAUUGAGUGUUAGUGUCUGCUGUCCACCAGAAAAGAACAUCCAGUUUUCAGAUCUUUAAAACUCCAUGUUCUGGAUGGUCCUGGGUUCCCUGUAACAUAAUCACACUCGGGCAGACGCACACUCUUGUCUGACUGGAAAGCCUUGGGAUCUUGAUCUUGUGCUGUUCCCAGGGGGCCGCAGAGAUUGGAAACGACUUUUUCACAAAACAGUUCUGCCGAAGGAAAGACAGUUGGCACUUCUUGUUGGCUGUCUCCCCUUAGCUGUUAUCCUAAGCUCGUGGAUUUCGUUGGGGGAGUUCGUGCCACUUCGUAAUUGUCAAACAGAUUUUCUCGCAGCUCUAAUGACACCUAGAACCAGGGACUUGACCUGGGACAUGCCGGACUGGACAUCGAGUUUUCAGCACACCAACGACCCUGAAGGUAGAAGGUUAAGGUUGUGCUUCUGGUCACAGAGCAGCUUUCUAGAUUUUGGAAUUAAGUUGUUGAAAACAUUGCGUAAGCUUUGUGUCUUCAGGUACCUGUAUUCUUGCCAGUCAGAAUAUUGAUAGGGACUUUCUUGCAGUGCAUUUGAAUCUCAAGGUAAAAGGAAAUUCUGUCUCAUGUCCUGGCAAGAAUGGUACAUAUGGAAAUUAAUACUUUAAUGAACUAGCCCUGACAGAAUAGAUACCUGUCAGGUAGACCUUUCCUUUCCUGUCUGCUGCAGGUGCCGUCCCCGGGCGCCUGUAACGUUCACCCUGUUCCGCUGACCUGAGAAUGGGACGGGGGGGGGGGGGGGAAGCAGCAGGUGUGAGUCAGGGAAGGAUGCUGGCAGGGAGCCAGGUGUGCGAUGGCCUCUGGACCAGGACGCAGGCGGUUACACUGGGGGAGGGCACCUCGCUGUGGCAGCCCUGCAGGCCGCUGGCCCUCGGCACGGUUUCUGGUGACAGAAGAUCUUAGCGUCUUCCUGCCCACCGGAACUACCCGACCGGCUGAGUGCAGCUCUGGUCCCCGGAUGAGCUGAAACAGCCCAGUAGCUGUUCUAACCGGUGGCUGGCUGGGCGGGAAGUUUCUCUGUGUCUAGAGAGGCUCCCACGCAGUAGGACAGUGUAGCUAUCAGGAGAGCCCUGGCCGUGUUGGAUCCAGUCAGGAGGGGCGAGCACGUAUUUGGAAAGAGCGGGACGACGGGUUUAUAGCUGAGCUGACAGAGCCGUUCAGCAGAAAUGACAGGAGCCUGCUUGAGCCACAGACUCAGCUCUGUGUCACUUUCUUGCCAGGCUUUCCAGAACCAGCUUUCGCUCUGCUAACUCACUAGGAGCCGGGAUGAUGGAGUUGUGGCUGUGAGCAGGUUUAGGGGCUCAGGUUGGGGGGCUGCGUGUGUCCUCUUGCUGUUGCCUCGUUGGUCUGCAGGGGUCUGCGCUUUCUGAUGGUUUGCAGGGGGCACCCUGCUGCCGCCUCUGUCUUGGUGGGUGGGGAGUGGAAAGGGCGGGAGCUCGGAUCAGCUGGCCUUAGGUCCUGGCCGGGGAAGGUCAGGUCAGGGAAGGGAGAGCUGGCCCUGGGGGCUUACGAUGAGCUGGGUAGGUGUCGGUUUUCUCCCCUAGACUCCUCUUCAGAACUUGUGGAAUAUCCUGUUUCUCGGGGACCUCACAGAGGUCGUAGUGUCCCCUUUGUGUACACAGGAAGGAUUCAUCGCCCUUUUAUUCCUGCCCUUGAGGAAACCCUGGUGAACAACAGAGUGAUUAGAUGCCUUUGCUCUUGAUAAAUUUAGACGUACCCUUAGCUGCUUGUCUAAAAUGUUGUUUUGAGGAAAAAUCUCGUUAAGAAUGUGUCUUCUAGUCUACUAGGCUUUUGUCUUUACGUGUGUGUGUGUGUGUGUGUGCGCGCGCGCGCGCGCGGCCACACGUGUUCUGUGGCAGGUGAGGGUGGAGCCCGGGGCAGCCCUGCAUCUUGGCUGCUUGCCCUCCUGUGUCUCGGCUCUGGCCGCCCUGCCUGUCUCCUCUCAGACCAGCGCCAGGGUCACUGCAAACACCUCCGAGAGCAGAGCUGUGUGGCAGCCACUGACACGGGAAAGGCUCUCUUGUUCUGAGUCAGGCCCCAGAGAAGCCAGGGCCUCAGCUUCUCCUCGAGGGCGGGCCAGCAGGCAGUUUUGUCUGGAGCAGGGCUGGUGAGGGCCCGGCUGCGUGCGGCCCGUGUUCAGAUGGACUCCGAGGGUGGGCUAGCCCUGGAGGCCCCGGCACCCUCACUCACGUGUGGGCCGGGGCAGGCCUGGCCUCCGUCCCCGAAGGCCGCCAGGUCUCCGCACUUCUGACGCAUCUCGCCCUCAGCCUUUUGGUUGCUUGAAACCUGGAGACCUCUAGUGCAUGAAACACACUGCCACAUCACUUGUUCUCUUUUGCGCUCGCCACGUGGACGCUGUGGCUCCUGAGCGGUCAGAAGAAAGCGGGAAGCUCCUGCUACCUGUUAGCCUCCAGGAUGAGGGACGUUGCUUGGUUCACAGAGAUUUACCCCGAGCCGGCUGGGCCGAGGUCGCAGGUGCGGAGCUGUGCUUGUCUCCAGCUCUGAGACGUGGUGUCCGGGGACCCCCGUGUCGCCGUGGUGCGGACACCAGCUCAGGCACGCUCCAGGUUUCUUUGUCGGAGAGGCGUUCGGGCACAGAGCCCUGCUCUUUGGAUCUUCAUAGCUGGAUACGAUAGCCAGUUACAAGGACCUCACUAACUGUUUUGUGUUUACUUUUUAUCUGUGUAAAGCUUUGCAGUAGCUUUUAAAGUGUAAUUUAUUUUUUUAUCAAGUGCACUCUUCAUGCCACGUGUCCGCGGUUUUAUACGACUUGUGCUAGAAGCGCUGCACUCAGCUGUGAGCUGUUUGUACGCUGAGGUGACAGCUGUAGAUGUGGCCACAAAUAAAGCUUUUGUGAAACACUCA